GAAGCAACGUGUUCCUUGAGUCAGAUGGGACACAACUCUGCUAAGAUGAAACACGCACAGUUACUCGCUCGGUUACUUUUUACAUGUGGGCUUGUAGUUAUACAUGGCCAAGCUACGGAAACAGCAUUCCCAGAUGAGCUGGAAGCGGAAUACGACUAUAUAGUUGUGGGUGCCGGGUCAGCAGGAUGUGUUGUGGCAGGUCGUCUGUCAGAAGACAGGGGCGUCACCGUGUUGUUGGUAGAAGCUGGUGGGGACGACAGGGGGAACCCUUUUAUCACCGUGCCAGCCUUCGCGUCCCUCAACUUUCGAACAGACAACGACUGGCAGUAUUUCACGGAGCCACAGCCGGGUGUAAUGAAAGGUUUUGUUAACGGUCGUUCGUACUGGCCUCGUGGUAAAGUUCUAGGCGGUACUGGCAGCAUCAAUGGCAUGCAGAUAACUCGAGGCUCCAGACACGACUUUGACAGGUGGGCCAGGUACGUCAGAGAUAACAGCUGGGACUACAACCAUGUCUUACCUUACUUCAAGAAGAUGGAGGACAUGCUGGUGCCGGAACUCAGGAACUCAGACUAUCACGGAAAAGGUGGGCCCGUCCCUGUCAGCAUCACGGAACCUCUGCCCAUCGUUGACCGGCUGCUUGAAGCUGGGAGAGACACCGGCUACACUGUGAACCCAGACUACAACGGUGCCACACAAGAAGGAAUAUCUAGGCCUCAGGUCAACGUCAAAUUCGGCCAGAGAUGGUCAACGUCCAGGGCUUACAUCCACCCAGCGUUAAACAGGACAAACCUUCACGUCUCGCUCAACUCUACUGUCACCAAAGUACAAAUUGACGGGGACAGAACUACAGGUAUUGUUUUCAUCAGAAACGGGAAAGAGACGGAAGUCAAAGCCAGACAUGAAGUCAUCCUGUCAGCAGGAACGGUUGGCUCUCCACAGAUUCUAAUGCUGUCUGGUGUUGGUCCUAAGGAACAUCUGGAAGCCUUGAAAAUACAAGUCAAGCGAGAUCUCCCUGUCGGGUACAAUCUACAGGACCACUUGUUCUUUGAAGUUGGUAUCAAGAUCAAUCAGUCCUUGACACUGAACCGCCAUUACAGGACAGACCCAGCGAACAUCAUCAAGUAUGUUAUCAAUGGCACUGGUCCUCUCGCCUCGCCUCCGUACCAGGCUCUCGCGUUCAAAUCAUUGUCCAAUAACUCAAGUUUCCCGCCGGAACUACAGCUCGAGUUCCCUGUCCUUCUUCCAGGAACAUCAGACGGCACCCUGGGCUACACACCGGAAAUACUAGCUGAGAUGAAGAAGAGAGACUCAGCACAGUACGGACUGAUGUGUAACCCAACUUUGAUACGGCCAAAAAGUAGAGGCAGGAUAACACUUCGCUCGGACGAUCCUUUCGAUAAGCCGAUAAUUUAUGCUAAUUAUCUCAGUGACAAGGACGAUAUCGAUGUUUUGAUUCAAGGUAUCAGAGAGUGUGAAAAGAUUGUCAAUACCAGCACCAUGCAGGCUAUUGGGGCUGAAUUAACUGACGACACGCCCGUGUCCCAGUGUUCCCGGUUCACGUUCAGAUCUCGCGAGUACAUGGAGUGUCUGGUCAAGCUGAGGCCAUGUAGUGACUAUCACCCCGUGGGGACCUGCAAGAUGGGACCUAGAGAUGACCCUACGGCCGUGGUGGACUCUCAGUUGAGAGUACACGGAGUACGUGGUCUGCGCGUAGUGGACGCCUCUAUAAUGCCAGACAUUGUCUCCGGGAAUCUACAGGCCUCUGUUAUCAUGAUUGCUGAGAAGGUUGUCGACCUAAUUAUCAAGACCCUAAACUAAAACACUGAAGAUAUGCAUUAAAAUAUUUGGCUUUUAA
This is a messenger RNA of Physella acuta, 1855 nucleotides long. RefSeq names its product glucose dehydrogenase [FAD, quinone]. The record is from RefSeq and is a predicted model, not a curated record. Lineage: Eukaryota; Metazoa; Mollusca; Gastropoda; Physidae. Gene Ontology annotation, molecular function: oxidoreductase activity, acting on CH-OH group of donors; flavin adenine dinucleotide binding.